This is a messenger RNA of Zea mays, 1562 nucleotides long. RefSeq names its product COBRA-like protein 7. Lineage: Eukaryota; Viridiplantae; Streptophyta; Magnoliopsida; Poales; Poaceae. Gene Ontology annotation, biological process: plant-type cell wall cellulose biosynthetic process; cellulose microfibril organization. The coding region runs from base 106 to 1416 and encodes 436 amino acids. Gene Ontology annotation, cellular component: plasma membrane. The transcript has 6 exons. The record is from RefSeq and is a predicted model, not a curated record.
CUGAACGCUCGUCUGCUGCGAAACUGAACGCUGAGCGCGUUCAUACGGAGAGGAUCUUUCGGCGUCAAUUCUAUCGGUUCCGGAGGAGUCAGACCGAUCGGGACGAUGGGGCGCUUCGUCUUCGUCCUGCUAAUCCUGAUGUGCUGUUCCUCCUCCCGAUUCACAGGUGCCUACGACCCCAUAGAUCCGAACGGGAACAUCACGAUCGUCUGGGAUUUUCAGAGUCUCGACGUCGCGGGCAUGACCCCGUACACGGUCAUGGUGAGCAUCCACAACUACCAGAUGUACCGACACAUCGAGCGUCCGGGGUGGCGGCUGAGCUGGAGCUGGGCCGGCAAGGAGGUCAUCUGGAGCACGACGGGCGCGGAGACGACGGAGCAGGGCGACUGCUCCCGCGUCGGCAGCGGGGGCAGCCGCCCGCAUUGCUGCCAGAAGCGGCCCGUCAUGGUGGACCUGCCGCCUGGCACGCCGUACAACAUGCAGGUCGCCAACUGCUGCCGGGGCGGCGUGCUGUCGUCUCUCGUCCAGAGCGACCUGACGUCCGCCGCCGCGUUCCAGAUGGUGGUCGGCGAGUUCGCCCUCGCCAGGGACAGCGGCGGCAAGGAGCCCGAGAAGCCGUGGCAGUUCGACAUGGGCGUGCCGGGGUACACCUGCAGCAACGCGACCACGGUGGCCCCGACCAGGAUCAAGGUCGACAAGAACCGCUACGUCCAGGCGCUCCUGACAUGGCAGGUGACCUGCUCGUACUCGCAGUACCGGGCGUCGGCGGCGCCGUCGUGCUGCGUCUCCAUGACGACCUUCUACAGCGAGACGAUCGUAGAUUGCCCGCGGUGCAGCUGCGGCUGCCAAGGGUCCCCACCGUCGCCACAAUGCGUCAGCGUCGAUCAACAACAACCAUGGUUGCCGGCCGUCGGCGACGACGAGCCGUCGUCGGCGCCGAUCGUCUGGUGCUCCGAGCACAUGUGCCCGAUCCGGGUGCACUGGCACGUGAAGACGAACUACCGCAAGUACUGGCGGGUGAAGGUGACGGUGUCCAACUACAACCUGGCGAGGAACUACAGCGACUGGAACCUGGUGCUGCAGCACCCCAACCUGCGGAGCCUGACGCAGCUGUUCAGCUUCAACUACAGGCCUCUCGUCGAGUACGGCGCCUACAACGACACGGGGAUGUUCUGGGGGUUACGUUACUACAACGAGAUGCUGCUGCAGGACGGGAACGUGCAGUCGGAGAUGAUCCUGGAGAAGGAGAGCGACUUCACCUAUUCCGGUGGCUGGGCGUUCCCGCGGAGGGUCUACUUCAACGGCCAAGAGUGCGUCAUGCCGCCGGCGGACCAGUACCCCGUACUGCCCAACGGAGCCUCGGCUUUGCGGGGGCAUUUUUGCUUCCUGCUGCUACUCUUCUUCGUUGUGGUGUAGACUCGUUUGCUUCAGAAACUUGCUAGCUAGCAAGGCUGUCCGCAUAAAUAGCGUUUAUACGUUUUAACAUUUGGGUUUUUUUUUCUUGAAAUUAAUUCCUGUACAUAGUAUUGUUUCUCUUUGUUUUAAAUCGUUACUCGUCUCUC